Molecule: messenger RNA, 3096 nt
Organism: Oryzias latipes (Japanese medaka)
Lineage: Eukaryota; Metazoa; Chordata; Actinopteri; Beloniformes; Adrianichthyidae
Product: inositol hexakisphosphate kinase 2
Biological process (GO): phosphatidylinositol phosphate biosynthetic process; inositol phosphate biosynthetic process
Cellular component (GO): nucleus; cytoplasm
Molecular function (GO): inositol hexakisphosphate kinase activity
Source: RefSeq, a predicted model, not a curated record
AGAGUCAGCUCAGCUGUCAGAGAGCUCGCAGCGGAAACCGUAAAAGGAACUUUGUGUUUUUCUGCUGAACUGAACGGAUCCGACAACAAAACAAAAAACGUUUUUCUGGCACGCGGGGCUUUCUGCUUUUACCUAGCAACAGGAGCGACCGCGAAACGGAGGGGAAGGAACCGAACCCUUUUAUUUCCUCCUUUGUUUUUUUGAUCAGCAGAAAUCCAUCUCCUUCCUCGUCGUGGAAAGAACUCGGCCUGCGACCUCAAUGCUCCACGCCGGGACUCUUCGCCGGUGGACCCGCGCCGCUGUAGGCCCCUAAAAGCCCGCGUGCGCGCGUGUGCGAGCAGGCCGAUGCCCGCGGCGGCGCGCUCAGCUACAGCGGAGGAUGAGUCCGGCCGUGGAGGCGCAGACGCAGGAGGCCAUGGAUGCGGAGCAGAAGCAGGAGCAGUGCUUCCUGGGUAAAGGGGUGAUGCUGGAGCCCUUCGUGCACCAGGUGGGGGGGCAUUCCUGCGUCCUGCGCUUCGGGGAGCAGACCAUCUGCAAGCCCCUCAUUCCCCGGGAGCAUCAGUUCUACCGGAGCCUGCCCGCUGCGAUGAGGAAGUUCACCCCGCAGUACAGAGGUGUGGUGUCGGUGAGCUUCGAGGAGGACGACGAGAGAAACCUUUGCCUCGUCGCUUACCCCCUCAGCAGCGACCCAGCAGCCGACCUGGACAUCAGCGAUCUCUCAGGAGAUCGCGAGUCUAAAGGGAAGAUCCUCCAGUGGGGGAAAAUGACGCCGUCGCUGCUUGUGGACAACGAAAAUCACAGCUGCAACUCCAACAAAGACAAGAGCGCUCAGAAGCUGCAGGAAGACCUGGACGUAGAGCGGGUGCAACAGGCGGAGGGCCUCCACCACAGACUGGAGCGCAGUCACAGCAAUGCCACCCCGCAGGUCAAACACAACCCCUGGAGCCUGGAGUGUCACCAGCAGCACCUGCAGAGGAUGAAGGACAACGCAAAGCACCGCAACCAAUAUAAGUUCAUCCUUCUGGAAAACCUGACGUGGCGGCACGCCGUGCCGUGCGUUCUGGACCUGAAGAUGGGCACGCGGCAGCACGGAGACGACGCCACAGAGGAGAAGAAAGCCCUUCAAAUCCGCAAGUGCCAGCAAAGCACGUCUGCUUUGAUAGGAGUCCGCUUCUGCGGCAUGCAGGUGUACCACUCUGACACGGACCAGCUGAUCUACAUGAACAAAUAUCAGGGCCGUAAACUGACUCUGGCGGGCUUCAAAGAGGCUCUGUACCAGUUCUUCCACAGCGGUCGGCGCCUGCGGCAGGAGCUGCUCUCGCCGGUGCUGAGCAGACUCCGGGAGAUGAAAGACGCUCUGGAGGCGUGCGAGUCCUACCGCUUUUACUCCAGCUCCCUGCUGAUCAUCUACGACGGCGCCCCUCACAGGAAGCACACCCGCCGACACACUGAGGAGGGGCUGUCCGAAGACGAGGAGGACGAGGACGAGGAAGCUGAAGCGGAGGAGGAAGAGGAGGCGGGCGCACUCGGCUUUCGGCACGGCUCCCCGUUGAGCGACGGCGGCAGCGGCUGCGGCAGCGGCUGCUCGAGCGGCGGCGGCGGGAGCCAGGCUCGUGUGUCCAGGCCAGAGUGCAGCAGCCCGGCGGUGGAUGUGAGAAUGAUCGACUUUGCCCACACCACCUGCAGACAUUAUGGCGAGGACAGCGUGGUCCACGAGGGCCAGGACCGGGGCUACAUCUUCGGCCUCCAGAACCUGAUCAGCAUCAUCUCUGAGCUGGAGAGCCAUCGCAUAGACUAGGGGUUCUCAAAGGUUUUGUAGCAGAGGGCCAAAUUAGGAACUCCACAUUAAACUGGGGGCCAAUUUUGGUGAAAACAGAAAAGGUUGUUUAUAAUAACUUAAAUGACCAAGUGUCAUUUGUACCAGGCCCUCCAGAGGUUUUCCCAGUUAAGGUCGGAGGUUGUUGCCCAGAUCUUCUACUCCUCUAGUAAUCGACAGACUUUCUUUUGCUCCUGACAAAACAAUGUCAGCUACUUUCAGCAUUUAUUCUUUUUACAAACCCCCCAUCACUGAAGGGUCAUUUCCAUUUCCAAAGCCACAAUGUAGCUACUAGCUUCUGUCCCAGCUUCACUGGAUUUGGUCAUUUUUGUAAACAUCUGCUGUGCAGCAUCGCCUCGUUGUAGUUGGUGGAGGUUAUUGUUGCGCUCCUCGCCGGUAAAUUUGUCAUGGUUUUUAUGAUUUGUAACAUAGUGACGAUUUUUAUUGAAUUCUUUGAGCAUUACAUUCACCUGCUUGCAAAUAAGGCACAUGACUAUAUCCAUGGUGUACGACAAAGUAAGCAUUUGUCCACUUGAAAGCGCCUUUUCUCCUCGUCAACACAACGUUUUUCCUCAAAAGGAACCUGCUCUGCCUCUCUGUUAUUGAGGGCCACAGAAAAUCUUCAUGCGGGCCGCCGUUGGCCCCCUGGCCGCACUUUGAGAACCCCUGUCAUAGACUAAAGGCAAACGGCAGCAUAAAAACUGGAUUUCAAACGUUACUUUGAAAUUGGACGGACUUCGGGGUCGGGUCUUUUUACCCGACCCUCCUCUGCGGCAGCCAUCGGUGCUUUUCCAUCCAACCGGACAGAAAACCAGCAUGAAGAGCAGAAGCUCCAUCGGUGUGAAAGAUGAUUCUCCAGCAUCAUCUUCCUGUUUGGAUCAGUCUGAUAAAAGGGGCAGAGGAUGAGUCAAAGCAAUUGAAGGCCAUAAAAUGUUAUCUUCUAAUUUCCAAAGAGGGUGUGAUUUUUGCACAAACAUGCACAGAAGGACAAAGUUUGUGUUUUUGCACAGAAACAGGACUUUCCAAGAGAGCGGGAGACUGUUCCAUCCAUCCAGACACAUAGAUGCAGGAUAUGACAUAGAUAUAUUUAACUCUUGGCUAUAUUUCAUAGAAAAACUAUAAAAGCAAAAGGACCUCAUGAAUGGAAAGACUACAUUCCAUGUUGAUAUUGUUAAAGACAUUAUUCAUGUUAUUUGACAUGUUUAAUACACUGUGUCUUUUUAUUUGUGUUAUCCAGAGUUUGUUAGAAGGGAAUUAAAACCUUGCUUGUGGUAACGGAA